Messenger RNA from Trichoderma virens Gv29-8, 591 nucleotides. RefSeq lists its product as uncharacterized. Lineage: Eukaryota; Fungi; Ascomycota; Sordariomycetes; Hypocreales; Hypocreaceae. The record is from RefSeq and is a predicted model, not a curated record. The transcript has a single exon. The annotation marks the transcript as partial.
CUUCCAACUCGAGUAUUGGAUGUUGGAACAACGAAUCAUGAGUCUGUUUCUCUCUUAGAAACCAACGGCCAGCGAGGAGAUUUCUGCGCACUCAGCUACUGUUGGGGUCCAGAAGGUACCCAGACUAUGAUCACAACGAAAGAUAAUAUCAACGAUCACCUGAGCGGCAUUCAAUUCAGCAAUUUGCCAAAAACCUUUCAAGAUGCCGUCACUAUUACACGUGAGCUUGGUAUUCGUUAUCUCUGGAUUGACAGCCUUUGCAUCAUACAAGGGGACAAACGUGAUUGGAUGAAGGAAUCUGCCAAGAUGGCAGGAGUUUACCAGAACGCACACCUGGUGAUUGCAGCUUCGGGAGCUACAAAUCCAAAACAAGGUUGCUUUUCGAACAAGCGUCGAUGCCCAACUGUUGUAGAAGUUCCAUAUUAUUCAGCGGAAGGCCAGGAAGCUGGCUCUAUGAAGCUCUCUAUGCGUAUCUAUGGCAACGAAUCACCUGCGUGGGGACCAUUGGUUAAGAGAGGAUGGGUCCUUCAGGAGUGGUAUUUGGCGCGAAGAGUUCUGCAUUAUAUGCCAUCCGGCAUUUCAUGGAAGUGC